AUGUCGUCCAAGCCAGCGACGACCACGGCGACGGGUGGAUCGCGCCUCAAAGCGCCGACGAGCGGACUCCGCAAGCCGACCGCCUCAGCGACCCCACCAACAGCCGCCGCCGCCGCCCCAAGCGCGACUACUGCUGCUCAUACAUCAAGUCCUGCUGCUGCUGCUGCUGUGGCAUCGACGGAUGAAGACACGGCCGCUGCUGCAGCGGUGGAGGAUCAGCAAACGCGCGAUCUCAGUUUGGCGCCUGAUUCUGAUUCUGCCGCUGCGUCGGACGAUGCACCGCGCACAGCUGGCGAUCUGCCACCCACACCCACGACCACGACCACGACUACGACCACGACCACGGGUGGCGCGGCGGCGGCGGCGGAGGAGGGCGACUCGACCGCCUGGAUUAUGGGCGAGCGCGUCUCGGUCAAUGGCAAGCUCGGCGUUCUGCGCUUUGUGGGCACGCUGCCAAUCAAGCCGGGCACCUGGGCUGGUGUCGAGCUCGACGAGCCGCAGGGCAAGAACGACGGAACCAUCUCGGGCACGCGGAUCUUUGAGUGCCGCGGCAUGAACUAUGGCUUGUUUGCUCCUGCCACGGGCAUUGUGCGCCUCAGCGGGAUGCCUCUGCCAGCCUCAGUCACGGGCUCAACCACCACGUCCACACCAGCGACGGCGACGACGACGGCGACGACGACGACAUCGACAUCGGGUGCUGCGCCUGCGGCUACCGGUGGUCGUGCACCUGCCGUUCCCGCUUCUCCUGCUCGAAACAAUGCUGCUUCAGCUGCUGCUGCUGCUGCUGCGUCUCCCGCUCGAUCGCGUGCGGCAGCCACUUCCACACCAGCGGCCACUCCAGCACGAGGCGGAUCGGCCCCUGCUGCGACUCCCGCUCGGUCUACCGCACCGCCAGCAGGGCACGCUGCGGCGGUCGAUCAUGUCGGCCAGCGCGUCCAUGUUAAUACGGCCACUGGCAUCAAGUUUGGCACCCUGCGUUUCUUUGGCGCGACCAAGUUUGCGGAAGGCACCUGGGCUGGCAUCGAACUCGAUACCCCGACUGGCAAGAACGACGGUGAGGUCUUGGGCGUGCGCUACUUUACCUGCGCGCCCAACUUUGGCCUGUUUGCUCCCCCGCAGAAGGUAACUGCCAUUCUCCCAUCUGCGCCCGGAGGUACUGCACCAGCCGCUGCUGCCGCACCAACGCCUUCGCGCGGCAGCGCAGCCGUGCCCGCUUCGCCGGCUCGCACUUCGACCACUGCCUCUGCGGCAUCGUCUGGUCGAUCGACGCCCGCUCGCUCCGUGACACCCACCAGCGCCACGCUGGCCAAUCUGGACGCCACAGUGUCUCGUGUGGAUGCGACCGUCGAGCAGGUCGCCCGUGAAAAGAAGCAAAUGCAAGCCGACAAUGCCCGCCUCCAGACCGAGCUGUCCGAGCUGCAAUCCAAGUACGCCCAGCUCCAAGAGGCGCACGAAAGUGCCAAGCAAGCCCAUGAAGCAGCGCUCGUUCAAGCAGCAGAAACCGCUUCUGCCAAGGCAGCUACUGCCCCCGCGCCGUCGGCCGCCGAGACGACCGAGCCUCCAGGCUCGCCAACACUGCUCCUGCUGGACUCGGCCUCCUCGCACGACGAUGCGUCACAGCAGUUGCGCGACCGUAUCGACGAACUCGAGUUUCGCAUUGCGGACAUGGAGCAAGAGCUGUCUGCCACUCAUGCCAACGCCAUGCGCGCCGAAAAGAAGGUUGAGGAGUUUGAGCAGCGCAAGCAGGACGAAGUUCAGGCCCUGACUGCACGGCUCACCGCCGCGGCGCAAGAACAGAGCGGCACCCUGACCGCCGCCUUGCAACAGGCCCAAGUCGAGUCUGCAAGUGCCGUUGCUCGGAUGGAGCAGCAAAUUGCGGAAAACAACGCCUCCAUGGACGCGUUGAAGCAGCAGCUGGAAGCCAAAUCGGCCGAACUGGCAACUGUUCAAGCAGCUUCGGCCUUAGGCGCCACGACUCAGGAGGAACUGGGUGCCCGUUUGGCGCAUCUCCAGGGCGAACUCGAGCUGGCCACUUCUAGCAAGGCAGCGCUGGCUGACCAGCUCGCUGCUGCUUCCACUCGCGCAGAAUCACUGGCGACCAACGCCGAAAAGGCCCAGCAAGAACUCGAUGCGCUUCAGUCUCGCCACGCGACACAAAUCGAGCAACUCGAGGCCCAGGUUGCGGCAGCUGCAGGCACGACCACCUCUUUGGAAGGCAAGCUCGAAGCUGCAACGACUGACCUGACGGAGGCUCACCAGCGUCUGCACACCCUUGAAGCCAAACUCGCCGCCGAGACUGCUCACGCCCACGAGCUUGCCAUGGCCACGGGAGGCCAGACUCAAGCUCUGGUCGCUGAACUCGACGAACUUCGUGCCAAGCUAGACGAGCAAACGUCCGCGGUGAGCGACCGCGACACGCAACUGGCCAAACUCGAGGCCGCCAAUGCCGAGACGUCGCAAGCUGGAGCAGCGCGCAUCGCCGAGCUCCAAGCCGAGCUGACGGCAACGCAGCAGGCCCACGCUGCAGCGGCCGCCGACCUCACCGCAUUCCAAAGCCAGGCUUCCUCCCAAGCUCAGGCACAAGAAGGCGAGCUCGCUGCUGCGGUGGAGGCACGCAAGGCAGUCCAGGCUGCUUUGGUUGCGGCGCAGUCGACUCUCGCCGAGCAAGCAGCCACGACCGCCAGCAAAGAUGCCGCGACGACAGCUGCUCUUGAAGCCAAGGACGCUGAAAUUGCCAAGCUGGCCGCCAGUAUCGCCGAGAAGGAGUCGACUAUUGCCUCGCAGCAGGCUUCCUUGUCGGACCAAGGCUCGGCUACUGCCGCCAAGGAGGACGCUCUGAAUGAACAGCUGCGUGUGCGCUCUGAGGCCGAGGCGGCAGUGACGGCAAAGCUCGCAGCGGCGGAAGAGAAGCUUGCCGCCGCGGAUGCUUCGCUUGCUGCUCUGCAGCAGUCUGACGUUCAAAAAGACGCAGAGCUUGCGCAGCUGAAGGCAGAGUUGAGCGAGCUGCAAGGCAAAGAGGCUGCAUCGAUCGACGCAACGCAGAAGCUGACCGCUCAAGUCGCUGCUCUCCAAGCCGAUUUGCAGACACAGCAAGCUGAGGCAUCCAGUGAGCUUGCCGCCCUCAAAGCAACGCACGAAAAGACUGUGCAGCAUCUUCACACCGAGCGCACCCACGCCAGCGAAGAGCUUCAUGCAAAGAACGCCACCAUUGCCUCGCUCACCGAAGAGCUCGAAACCAAUGUCAACCUCGCUCGCGAAGAGGCCGACCAUCGGCUGCAGCGUCUUGCUGCGGAGAAGGAUGCCCAUUGGCAAGCCGAGCUCGAGGCUGCCAAAGCUGAAGCUGCGACAGUCCUCGCAACCGCGGUGGCCGACGCCAAGCGAGAUGCUGCCCAAGCCGGUGACGACUCGCUUUCUGCGGCACUUGCAGAGCAGAAAGAGCAGGCUGCUGGCGUUGAAAAGCAGCUGCAGGAUCGCAUUCGUGUGCUGGAGGAUGAAAAGGACUUUUUGACCGUCAACGGCACCUCGGCAGCCCAAGCAGCCGACACCUUGCGUUCCGAGCGCGAUGACCUGCAAACCAAGCAUGACGCGCUCCAAUCUCAACUCGAUGCUCUCCAAACCCAGCUUGAUGACCAGCUGAUGGAGGCGCAAGCAGUUGCCGCUGCCAAGGGCAUCGCUGACAAGCAACUCGCCGAGGCGACGGCAACGUUGGCUGCCGAACGCACCAGCGCCGCUUCGGCCCUGGCACAGGCUCAGCAAGCAGCGCAAGAGGCGUCUGCGGCGCUGGAGCUCAAGACGACUUCGCUCCAAACGGCCCUCGACCAAGCGCAGGCCGAUGCCGCCAGCGCGCAGGAGCAACAUCAAGCUGCUCUCGCUCAGCAAGCCGCCAAGGCGGCCGAGCAGGCUGCUUCUACCGCUAGCGAGCUGGAGCAACUUCGUGAGCACUUGACAACGAGUGAGACCGCGCUCGCUGCAGCAGUCGCUCGUGCUGAACAGACAAGCGUAUCGCACGGUGCGGAAGUCCAACAGCUGCACGAGCAGAUGGACCGUUCUGUCAAAGAAGCAAGCCAGCUCUUCCAAGCAGAAACCACCCGCCACAACGAGGAAGUUGCUCGUCUCGGUGAGCAAAUUGCCACGCUUCAUCGCGAGAAGGAUGACAUGUCGCGCCAGACCGGCGACGCUUCCGGCAUGGUUGAGAAAAUGCGGGAGCAACUUGCCGAGCGGGAUGGCACUCUUGCCACGCUUCAGGCGGAAUUGCGCGAUGCCCAUGCCAAAAGUGCCUCGCUGUCCGCGACCUCGACUUCGUUGGCGGAUCAAGUACAGCAGCUCGAACGUGCCCGAUCGGACGAGCUUGCUGCCAGCACUGCCGCGCGCGCCGCAGCGGAAGCGUCUGCUCAAGAAGCCGCGACUACCAUUGCAACACUCAAGGCGCAACUGGACAAGAGCUCUACUGACUCUGCUGCGCUCCAGACCCAGCUGGCCGAACUGUCCGAAGCGGCCAAGGUGCAUCAGAGCGAGAGCAGCCAAGCUUCGCAAGCGUCCACUGCCCAGCUGGCCGCCCUGCAGGCAUCGUUGGGCGGUCAACUCGAGCAAGCGCAACGCGAUCAAGAGCAGCUCAAGGUGGCGCUGACUACUUCCGAGCAGGCCAAACAGGACCUGGUCGCUGAACUCAAGGCCCUGUCGGAAAAGCUGGACAAGGCACUGGCCAAUGUCGAUCGACUGGAGGCUGAUCGUGCCGCCGUCUCGGGCGACCAUUCACAGCUUCAGAACACCCUCAGCAAGCUGCAAGAGGCGCUUCACGAGGCUCAGACGCAGCGGGAUGCCGCGCGUCAAGAGGCGACCACGGCACAAACCGCUCUUGCCGAUACCCAGUCCAAGCUCACAGCGACGGCCACGGAGCAGCAGACCACGGCGGCUACGCUCCAAGCUGCUCUGUCAGAGAGCGAGCAACUCAAGGCGGAGGUGGCCACCUUGCGCAUUGCGCAUGGAGAUGCAGGAUUGGCACUCUCGGCGGCAGCAGAGCAAGCGUCGGCUGUCGUGCGUGAAAAGGAGGCGCUUGAGCAGGAGCUGGCCGCGCGUCAACGCACCUGCGAUGAGUUCUCUGCGAAACUUGCCAGUCAAGAAGACGACCACAAACAGCUAUCUCAAAAGCACACCGAGACGACUGAGCGCUAUGAACAACAGCUGCAAGCGGCUCUGGCUGCACACGCCUCGGUUGAGCAGGCGCGCGUGGACGCAACGACUGCUUGCGAGACCGCCCGCGCUGCGCACUCUGCCAGCGAGGCUCAGCUUGCUGCAAUCCGUGACGAGUUUGACCGCGAGCGACAGAAGGGUGCUUCCACUGCAUCCAGCAGCUCGUCUCAAAUCGCCGAACUCACUGCGCGCAUCGAGGAACUGCAGCGAGACCUGUCUGCAAAUACCACUCAGACUGCGGACGCCAACCAGCAACUGAAGGCUGCUCACGAACGUCUGGAGCAAGCCGGCGUGGCGCAUCAACAGGCACUCGCAGACUCUGAAAAGCAAGCCGCCGCAACGCUGCAGCAGGUGCGCGAGUCCAGCGCCGCAGAGAUUGCCAAGCUGUCUGCCAGCUUGGCUGACGCUAGCAAGACGGAUGCCGCCCUGCGCGAGUCCCUUGAAGCCGCGCAGCAGGCGGACUUUGCUGCUCGCGAGAAGGCGAGCAUUCAAGCUCGUCAGCUGCAGGCUGCAGCGCUGACUGCCACCCAGCAACUUGAGGUCAAGGACAAGCAGCUUUUGGAAUUGGCGCAGGACAAGCAGUCGCUCGAGACCCAGCUGGCCACCGAGCGGUCGCGCCUCGAAGAGGUCACGACCCAGGCGCAGGCCUCUGCAGGCACCGCGUCGCAGCAGCACGCGGAACGCAUGGCUGAACUGACAACCAAGCUGCAAGUUGCGCAAACCGCGCAGGAGCACUUCCAGGAAGAAUCCGAGCAGCUUCGCAAGACGCUGGGACAACAGCUGGCAACAGCCACCGCAGCGCUCGAGCAGCAGACCCAAAGCGCCGAGUCGCAGCGCGUGGCUCUGGUGGCCGAACGGGAUGCUUUGCAGACAGACCUGCAAGCAUCUCGCACAGAGAAGGCGCGCGAGGUGAGCAAGUUGGAAGAUUUGCUCGCGGCAGCCCAGAACGAGCUCAAGGCAGCACUGGCCGAGCACGAGCGCACGGCUGCCGCUAGCAUCACCCAGAUGCAAGAGGACAUGCGCGAGCUGAACGCGCAAGUCGACACGCUUGGCACGGAAAAGGACGAAUUGACCGCCCAGCUCGCUGCCAUCAACGCCACUUCGGCGCGGCAGGUGGCCGAGGCCAAGGCGCAGUUCGAGGCUGACAAGCUCGAGUUGCAGGCGACCGCCGAGCGCCAACGCUCUGGCCUGCUCUCUGGUCUCCAGAAUGAACUUGAUUCUGCCGUGCGCAAGCAGCACGAUGUCGAGACCAAAUUGGAGUCGGCCCAGCGCGAUCUCACCGCGGCCAAGAACGACGUCGCUGCCGCAAAGCAGCGCGAGCAGGCCCUCUUGGAGCAACUGAAGGUUGCUCAGUCGCAGGGAACUGACGGCUCAAAGCCGGCGCAAGCGGGCGGGGCAGACGUCACCUUCCUGAACGGCGUUAUCGCCAACCAGCAAGCCAAGUUUGACGAGAUGGAGAAAAAGUACACCGAUCUCAAGCACGAGUACGACCAGCUCUUUAUCGACAACCCCUUGCUCUUGAUCGAGGCCAAGAGCAACGGCAACAGUGGCAGCGCGGUCGUCUCGUCUCGCAUGUUCUGCGUGAUUUGUGACGAGUUUGAUUUGCACAACACCGAUGACUGCCCCGACAACACAAACCGCCACCCCGAACCCGUUGCCGUCAAGGCGGCCCCUGCCGCGGAGCGACCCUAUUGCGACACGUGUGGAAGCUUUGGCCAUACGGCGCAAGAGUGCACGAACGAGGACGAAACCUUCUAAAAAACAAAUGUCGGCUUUGAAUCUCCCUUGAACUUUGAAAAUAUAUUGUUUAAUCACAUCCAUUCACA
Molecule: messenger RNA, 7016 nt
Organism: Capsaspora owczarzaki ATCC 30864
Lineage: Eukaryota; Filasterea; Ministeriida; Capsasporidae
Exons: 2
Coding region: 1-6948 (2315 amino acids)
Molecular function (GO): zinc ion binding; nucleic acid binding
Source: RefSeq, a predicted model, not a curated record